This is a messenger RNA of Entrophospora sp. SA101, 780 nucleotides long. NCBI's taxonomy places the organism in Eukaryota, Fungi, Glomeromycota, Glomeromycetes, Entrophosporales, Entrophosporaceae. The record is from the annotation of a GenBank genome assembly.
AUGAAAGCUGAAACAACCCGUGGAAAAUUUUCAAAUCCUAAACCAGAUUUGGUUAAAGAGGUUAUGGAAACUACCAAAGAAGCACCAAUAGGAGGCUAUGGGAUAGGAAGUAACGCUCCAUUAAAAUAUGCAGCUAUAAAAGCACAAAUAUCUAAACCAUCAAAAAUUAAGUUAGCCCAAUUAUCUCAAUCAACUUUGGAAGAAUCAAUAAUAAUAGAUCCAAGUGAAAUUGUAAUUCCAUUGAAACCAUUAGAAAAUCUAGAAUUAUCAAACGUUGAGAAAGGUUUAAAAGAUUCCACCUCAAGUGUUAAUGGCUAUGGCGAGGAUACCGAUAAUAAAAGAGAGUCUCAAGCGUCUUCAGGAUCAUGGCCUUCGUGGAUUUAUACUUAUUAUACUCGUGCUUACGACUCUUAUACUAUGAAAUCUACCUCUUCAAAAAGAAAUGGAGAUACAAUAUCGUCAUCUGCUGAUAAUAGUAACAGUUUAUCAUCUGUUGCUGGUGCUGGUGUUGGAAAUCCUGCAUCAAAACAUCAAGAGGAAUCUCCCAUAUGUCCUUACGGUUCAAUAUUAUUUCUAUUAGGGUUUUUAUUUCCUCCUUUAUGGUGGCUUGGGUCGAUUUAUCCUCGUAGACCUUUUACUAGUUCCGAUUUUAAAUGGAAAUAUUAUAAUAAAUUGAUGUCAGCAUUUUCAUCGAUAUUGAUAGUUGGAAUUAUUGCUAAUCUUACAUCACCAAUUGUUGGAUAUGAAGACGAUGAUGAUAAUAACUUGGUUGCUUCAUAG